Messenger RNA from Eurytemora carolleeae, 1364 nucleotides. RefSeq names its product sporozoite surface protein 2. Bases 168 to 1310 code for a protein of 380 amino acids. The transcript has 4 exons. Lineage: Eukaryota; Metazoa; Arthropoda; Copepoda; Calanoida; Temoridae. The record is from RefSeq and is a predicted model, not a curated record.
AAGGAAGUGAAACUCCUAAUAGAGAACCUGGAUCUCCUGGAAAACCAAAUAAUCCCUGGGAAGAAGAACCUGGAAAACCCAAUAGGCCCAAAACACCAGGCAAUGGAAACAGUGAUUAUCCAAAAGAUGGAGAUAUCGAUUUCUUUACAACCACCUGGAUAAAUAGGAUGUUAACAGAGCAAACAAUAACCAGAAUUGUAAAGAGAUACAAAUUUACAAUAAUCUAUGAUGGAAGGACUGUAACUAUCAACCACUACCCUGUAACUGUGAAAGAAUGGCAAAAUGUUUUAGAUAAUGGUGAAGAAACAUUAAAAGAUGGUCCAAACACAGUAACUGUUACUUAUAAAAACAAUAAUAUCUAUUUUGAUAACAAUCCACUGUAUGAUGAUUCCAUUACUACUACCUAUAAUUUUGGACCAACAAGUACCACGCCAACAAGCACUAAACCUGAACCAGAAGAACUGAUUGAUCUUAAAGAACCUGAAUGGAUUGACUCACUGACAAAACCACAAGAAAUCAUUAGAACUGUGGGAGACAACAUAUUCACCAUAAGGUUUGAUGGUGACACACUUUACAUCAAUGAUUUCCCUGUUACCAGAAAAGAUUGGGACCAAGUUAUCAGAGGGGAAACAGUUGAAUUAACAAAGAAAAACCCCGAUGAUACAGCAACUCUUACCAAAAAGAAUGAUGAAAUAUAUUUCAAUGGAAAACCCAUUACAGGGCCCGAGACUACUAAUACGGUCACAAUAACUGAAAACCCAGAAAACCCAAGGGGACCUAAUGGGAGAGAAGUCCCAAAUAGUCCCAAUAAUGAAAAUCCUAGCACUAAUCCAAAUGGACCUAAUAAUCCUAAUGGACCUAAUGGGAGAGAAGUCCCAAAUAAUCCCAAUAAUGAAAAUCCUAGCACUAAUCCAAAUGGACCUAACAAUCCUAGUGGACCCAAUGAUGGCAAUAAUCCAAAUGGACCUAAUAAUCCUAAUGGACCUAAUGGGAGAGAAGUCCCAAAUAAUCCCAAUAAUGAAAAUCCUAGCACUAAUCCAAAUGGACCUAACAAUCCUAGUGGACCCAAUGAUGGCAAUAAUCCAAAUGGACCUAAUAAUCCUAAUGGACCUAAUGGGAGAGAAGUCCCAAAUAACCCCAAUGAUGAAAAUCCUAGCACUAAUCCAAAUGGACCUAACAAUCCUAGUGGACCUAAUGAUGGCAAUAAUGAACUGGAAUAUCCUGAAUAUCCUGAAUAUGUUCCUAAAACAAGAGGACAACCUAAUAAUGAGAAUCCUAACAAUAACCCUUUUACUCCAAGUAAUAUUUAAACUUUUAAAGUUUGAACUAAAAUUAAUUGAUAUAUACUUAACCAAUAAUGCCAA